Messenger RNA from Symbiodinium sp. CCMP2456, 5594 nucleotides. The record is from the annotation of a GenBank genome assembly. Lineage: Eukaryota; Dinophyceae; Suessiales; Symbiodiniaceae.
AUGUGCUUUCAGAAGAUAUGCCACAGGGUGGCUCUUGUGGCAGUGUGGACGGCGGUGUGGAGAUGUGCCAAGGCCUCCGAGGAGGCACGAGGCUGGCUGUACGACCCGGACUACUUUAAUGCUUGGGACAUCAAGUGGAUCGAUGGACAUCCACGCGCCGACGUCGCUAGGGUGGAGCCCCUCCGUGUGGGUGAGGUGGCAGAGGAUAUGCGCCGGAGUCAGCCCCUCAGCUUCGUAGAAGUUGGCGAUCCUCCCCGCCAGCUGCUGGGCAGGCACACGGAGAGCCUGCACUGGCAGCGGGGAGUCAGGAAAGUCUGCCAUGCCUUGGUAUUCCUGGACUGCUGGGUCGAUUUGAGCGCAGAGGCUUGUGAGCUGCAGACCUGUUGCGGUAACACGUUGGAGAUCGACCCCCUGGACCAUGAGGCCCCGAACACCGCGGACGCCGAGGAGGCCGAGGUUGAGUUUGAGUACGAGGAUGUCAUGAGGCACCGCGGCAACAGAGUGGUCGAAUGGGCCAGCGAGCUCCCGGAUGCUGCGACUCCCCGCCGCGAUCGCCGCCGACGCCCUGACCCGAGCACAACCUCAACAGCCAGGGCCUCGUGGGACACCCCGACCACUACCACGGCGUCAUCUUCGGGGCCGGCUCUCAUCCCGACGGCCAAGCCCAAGGUCAACUGCAAGUCAGAGCCUCAAUUUGUUGCUGCGCCGGUUGUGCCUACACUGGGCUGUGCCUACUGCCCAGCCAUAACAGUCACACACAUACGACUGUACACUGGCUACCCAGGCGUACCCGAGAAGACUGAGCCUAGGGAUGGGCAACUUAGCCGAGGGCUGCAGGGCCAACCGAGCUCGCACAGCUCACCGGGCAUCCACCCAGGACUUCCCCGGUGCGAGGUUUUGAUAUCGACCAUACGAGCCGUAGGGACCCGGGCUGUCAUGGAUCUCUGGGCUACUCCCAUCUUGUGUGCUAACCUCGCCAUACAGCAGCUUCGGUUUGUAGACGAGAACAUUGAUGACACAGCCGGGUCCAAACAACCCCUCGUCGAUGAGCCAACCCGACAUGGAGAAAAGUUGGUGGCAGCGAACACUGUACGGUACCUGCAGCUCCCCCUCUUCGUGGUCGGUACCUCCUGGCGAGCUCACCGCGUCAAUGCCGACAACCCCGCUGCCGUGGGCAACACAACUUGCCAGGCCAACGCCCUCCCGCCCUACGACGAUAUCGAGCAGCCGCCCGGGCCCCACGUCUACGACUGCUAUGCUGGAACAGCGGCGGCCUCACCAGUGUCCGAUACCGCGAGAGUGGUCGGACCAGAGAACCUCCGCUACAGCGUCCUCAGCCCGGGCCGUCUCCUCCAUGUGCGGCUCCAGCUAGCGGCACCGUUUGACCUUCUAUGCACUUACCAGUGGGCCUGGAAUCCUGGGAAACAGGCCUUUCAGGGCAAGCACAGGAUCAGCGAGAUGAUCAAGCAGCGCCGCGAAAUCUGGCAAGGCAUUGACAAGUGGUUAGGGGGGAGAUCGCAGAGUAGCUUCUUUGCUCUUGCCGGUGAUUUCAAUGCCAGCCUGACCCCAGAACAGCCGAUCUGCGGGACCGGGGUGGUCGCGUCGACGAACGUCCAGCGCGCUCUUGGCCAGACCGACUUCGCGCACGAGCUCGGCCAGGAGAUCAUGCGCACCAUGCCUCAGGCGGACUACCAUGCCGCCCAGGUACUGUGCCCUGACAAAUUGCUGCUGGCAGGCUGGAGGCAAGCGGUGGCCCAAGGACCCGCCAGGCAAACACCACCUAGCGACGAUGCCUUGACCCCGCAGGUGCAGGCCAUGUGGCAGGCCCGUGGGGCCCUCCACAGACUCGGCGUGCGGCUCGGCAGGUGGAGGCGAGUUGGCAUGGACCCCAGGAUCAUUUUGCAAGCAUGGUCGCUCUCCGUGCGGCUGCAGACCCAAACUAGAGCCCUCCGGCGGGAGUGCAGACACAAGAAGAUCAUGCGGGUCGCCGAGGUCGUUCAGGCAGACAACAUUUUUCAGGCAGCCAAGCAGUUUGCUCCCCGCAACCCUCGUCGCAGGCUUCAGCUCCGCACUGCCGACGGCCACCUUCAGACCCACGAGGCCGAGUUUCAGCAGAUAGUCCGCCACUUCGAGACCUUAUACGAUGGACCAGCUUCGGACGGACCCGUCCUUUCCGAGGCCCCGGGCAUCACGGAUCACGAGGUCGAGAAGGCCUUCAAUCGCCUCAAACCUGGCAAAGCUUUGCCAGGCUCCUGUGCUCCGGUCGCUCUGUGGAAACAGUAUAGAGAACAAUUGAUCCCGGUUCUGCAGCUCCAGUUCCAACACUACUUGCAGCCUGGUGCUGCCACCCUGCCACGGGCCUGGUGCUUAAGCGAGCUUGUCCUGCUGCCCAAACCAGGCAAACCCAUGAAGUCCCCGGCACAUCUGAGACCGAUCUCAUUGCUACAUUUACAAGCCAAAGUCCUCGCGGCGGUCCUCGCAGCCCGUCUUCAAGGCCCAGCCAAUCAAUGCCUGAAGCAGGUUCCACAGUACGCUUAUGUGGGCGGCCGCUCCCUGGCGCAGGCUCUCGAGCGUGUCAUCGGGCAUUGCGCCUGUGUGCGCACGCUGGUCUCCGCCAACACCAACAACAUCCACGGCAAACGCCAAGGACGCACCGGGCUUGGUAUCUAUGGGGGCUGUCACCUAUCGCUGGAUGUUUCCUGCGCCUAUGAUCACGUGCCUUGGGCUUCUCUGCAGCAGGCACUCAGGGAGGCGAAGGCCCCGGAGCCACUCAUCGAGGCCAUUCUGCUCAUACAUCACACGGCGGGUUUACACAUCAAACACUGCGGCCUAGAACGCAUUGUUAGUCUCAAGCGCGGCCUUCGUCAAGGCUGCGGCCUCUCUCCGCUGCUAUGGGCAGUGUAUUGUGGCUGGCUGCUACAGGGCAUGCAUGAUCCUGAGAUUCUCGACAUCACCAAGACUAACACGAGUUACGCAGAUGACAUGCACUAUGCCUGGACGAUCUGUAAUGGCAGAGAUCUAGAACGAGCUUAUGCGGCCAUGAAGCAUGUCCUGACUCAUCUCCUCAGGCACGGCCUGACCAUCAGUCAGGGAAAUCGCUACUUCCGCUUCCCCCUGCCGGACCAGGUGCUGCACAUCAAAAUUGAGACGUUCAAGCACAGGCUCACCCUGGCCCGCAACACCUACUCAAGGCUCGGCAAGAUACUUCGCAACCGUGUGGUGCCAGUUCGCCUUCGUAUGCAGCUUUGGCUAGGCUGCAUAUGGCCGGCGCUGCUGCAUGGUUUGGACUGCACAGGACUCCCCAUAAAAGAGAUGCAGACCCUGCAAACCCAGCUUCUCAAGCAAGCCCGCGCCAUUGCCAAUUCGCACAGUAUGCUCACCAGGGAGACCAAUGUCGCCUUUGCAGCUCGGCUUCGGCUCCCGGAUCCUAUCCGCCGCCUACGCCGGGCACUUGAGCUACGUGUGGAGGCUGACCAGUUUCUUCAUUCGACGCUCAGCCCAGGUGAAGCUCAGCAACAAUGGCGCACCGUUGUGAGGGGGCAGCUCUUUGCGUGUUCUGACGGUUGGGGGGACCUGACUGCUGCCACCCCCUCCCCGAGCACAGUUAGGCUUCAGCCUGUGGAUUGUGUUCUACAUGAGGUCUUUAGCUGUGAAAUUUGCGGACAGGAGUUCUCCACCCAAGCGUCUCUGCGCCGACACAUGUACUGCAACCAUCUUGAUGAGGAACAACAGCAGCUCCGGGAUAAAGAAGUCAAGGUAGCCAUACAGAAUGCGGAGAUGGCCCAUGCCAAAGAUGGCAUGCCCACAUGUAAGCAUUGUCUUCACGAGUUCAGCACCUGGCAUGCCUUCAACUACCACGUGAAUUCAAGGAGCUGCGAGUUUCUCAGGGCACUGUACAAGCAACAGGCCACUACCCAGAUGGUUUUGCCCCUCUUAACGGAUGCCCUGAUACACUCGCAAGAGGUACUUGAAUGUGCCAACAAUUGUGGGUGGCAAGACCUGGCUUUGCUUCCGUGUAUUCCGGAGAAACACCACCACUGCGUCGAGUGCAAUCAUUGGAGUGCGAAGCCCCAGUACGUCAGGAGGCACAUGUCCCAGAAACACCCCGACUGCGAUGCCCUCAUUCAGAGAUGUAUCCAGGAAAUCAAGGAUAGCAAGUUGGGGUUGACCAAUCCUUGUCAGUAUUGCGGCCAGAGCUACAAGCGUAAGGAUGCUCAUCUCCGAGCCUGCAUAGGUGUCUUCAAUGGGGUCUACUUGCAUCGCAGGAUGGAGAUGCCCCCUCCCACGGAGUUGAUGAUGGCGACACAGGAGCUGAACCUCCUCCGCUCCAUGACAGGGGGCCUGCGCGAGCCACAAGAGGGGAGGAUGGAGAUGGACUGGGCCCAGGACCUGGACCAUGAGGCGACGGACAACGACCCGGACCACAGCCGAAACCACCCGUCCAAGCUCUCCUGGUCGGCGCCAACGUCUCCGGAGGACAAGCCACCAUGGAGGGCUCGGAAGACGCAGAAUCAGCGGGCGGGGACCAAAGAGCAGGACAAGGACGAGCUGCAGGAGGUGCGGAACGUCGUCAACCUCCUCUCCACCUUGGUCUUGAGGCAGGAAGCACAACGAAGCAUAACCCGACAAGACACUGGCUUCAUGAUCUUCGUCCAAACGCGGACGCCACAGAAUCUAGGUCAGAGCCUGUACCACAUCGGGCAAGCCUGGCACAAGAAGAAGCGGGAGGGCCCGGCGGCGUUGAGCUCACCGAUGAGGGUGGUGUUAUACCAACACCUCCUCGAAGUCAUCAAGGACCGCUUCCAGGCGAUGAUGGCAUCUCCGUCUUCCCGAUCGACGGCUGCAGGACUGGGAUGGAUCUCAGAGUGUGGCAAGCAAGUUCACGGCAUCCGCUGGGACCCGACGUCCCAACAGCACGUCAAGGACGAGCAGGCCGAGACCUUCACACCUCGGAAGAUAGAGGAGGCCCUGGACAAGCUCAUGAUCGCGGCGACGGCCCCUCUGGUGAUACAGCGGUUCCAUGCAACCCGCCCCCUUGCGGAGGAGUACCAGGCUGUGGUGUUGGGAAUGUUUCUCGAAGUGGGCCUCAGGCUGCUUUCUCCGGCACGAGCGGCUUCGGAUGAGCGCGCUGGCCAAGAGAUUGUCGACACUGACGCAACGCUCUGGGUGAGGAAUCCUGAGUGGCUUUCCAUGAUGCAUAGCUGGGCUAAUCCGGAACUGCAGCAUGACGCUGCUGAGUUCCUUCAGUUUCUGAUGGGCCGCCCGCAGGUUGAUCAGCGGGGGCUCACUGUGCUCUGGCAGGCAAGGGCUUGGCAGCAAGCGCAGCUCUGUGUUGUUGAUGAAGGACAAUCUGUGCCCCUUAGCCUCCUGCCCCCGGGUGACUUAGCCGAUGACUCUAGUGGUUCCUACUCGGUUCAAGACCUCGUGGACACUUGGCACCGGCAACAACCAGUGCAUGCUGCCGCCUUGCUCGCCCCAGCCAUGAUUUUGCAGGCCAUUACCGUGCUCUUCUUUUCGAUCACAGUGAUCAGUGUUGGUUCACGGAUGAUGGUGUUGCUGCUGUUCGGUGUGAUAACGUGGAUGAUCUUAGUCAU